Marmota flaviventris (yellow-bellied marmot) is the source of this 5135-nucleotide messenger RNA. The record is from RefSeq and is a predicted model, not a curated record. NCBI's taxonomy places the organism in Eukaryota, Metazoa, Chordata, Mammalia, Rodentia, Sciuridae.
AUGGGCAUCUCCAGUGUCUUGUCUGGUUUAUGUUCGUUUUGUUUUCUUUCUCUUUCUCCCUUCUUUCCUGCAUUGCUAUCUUCCGGGCCCCACGCUCUCUUCUUCCUUGAUGUCCUACUCUCUCUGAUCCAAAGAUCAGCCAGUAAAAAGCAGUCUCACCUGUCCAGGUUAAGUAGCCUGUCUGCUCUGGGAGAUUCCGCACCUGAGCGCAAGUCCCCUUCCCACCACCGCCAGCCCUCUGACACCUCAGAGACAACAGGUCUUGUUCAACGCUGUGUCAUCAUCCAAAAGGACCAGCAUGGCUUCGGCUUCACAGUCAGUGGGGAUCGCAUUGUUCUGGUGCAAUCUGUGCGGCCUGGAGGUGCAGCCAUGAAAGCUGGUGUGAAAGAGGGCGACCGGAUCAUCAAAGUCAACGGCACCAUGGUGACCAACAGCUCACACCUGGAGGUGGUAAAGCUUAUUAAAUCUGGCGCCUAUGUGGCACUGACCCUCCUGGGCUCUUCACCUUCAUCUGUUAGUGUCUCUGGGCUCCAACAGGAACCAUUCCUGACAGGAGCUCCCCGAGUCAUCCCUGUGAUCCCACCACCUCCACCUCCACCUCUGCCACCUCCACAGCGCAUCACAGGACCCAAACCUCUGCAGGAUCCUGAAGUUCAAAAACAUGCCACCCAGAUCCUCAGGAAUAUGCUGAGGCAAGAGGAAAAAGAGUUACAGCGUAUCUGUGAGGUGUAUAGCCGGAACCCCGCCAGCCUGCUGGAAGAGCAAAUCGAAGGUGCCCGGCGGCGUGUGUCUCAGUUACAGCUGAAGAUCCAGCAGGAGACUGGUGGCUUAGUGGACAUACUUCCACCCUGUGGUGACACCAGCCAGAGACCAUCAGAAGGUCGUCUCUCUCUGGAUUCCCAGGAGGCAGACAGUGGCUUGGACUCUGGAACAGAGCGCUUCCCCUCCCUCAGUGAGUCAUUGAUGAAUCGGAAUUCGGUACCAUCAGAUCCUGGACUAGACAGUCCUCGAACCUCCCCUGUGAUCAUGGCCAGGGUGGCCCACCACCAUAGACGGCAGGGCUCAGACGUACCCAUCCCUUCAUCUAGUGAUCAGGGUAUAGAUCAAAGCCCGAAGCCUUUAAUUAUUGGCCCAGAGGAAGAUUACGAUCCUGGUUAUUUCAACAACGAGAGUGACAUUGUCUUCCAAGAUCUCGAAAAACUGAGGUCACGUCCAGCUCACCUGGCAGUUUUUCUUCGAUACAUCUUCUCUCAGGCAGACCCCAGUCCACUGCUUUUUUACUUGUGUGCCGAAGUUUAUCAGCAGACAAAUCCCAAGGAUUCCCGAAGCUUGGGAAAAGACAUCUGGAAUAUUUUCCUAGAGAAAAAUGCGCCUCUCAGAGUGAAGAUCCCUGACAUGUUACAGGCUGAAAUUGACCUGCGUCUGCGGAAUGGUGAAGACGUCCGGGGCAUUCUAUGUGAGGCUCAGGAGGCAGCCAUGCCUGAGAUCCAGGAGCAGAUCCACGACUACAGAACCAAGCGCACUCUGGGGCUGGGCAGCCUGUAUGGUGAAAAUGACCUGCUAGACCUGGAUGGGGACCCUCUGCGAGAGCGCCAAAUAGCCGAGAAGCAGCUGGCUGCCCUCGGAGAUAUAUUGUCUAAGUAUGAGGAAGACAGGAGUGCCCCCAUGGACUUUGCCCUCAAUACUUACAUGAGCCAUGCUGGGAUCCGGCUUCGGGAGGCAAGACCCUCCAACACAAUCGAAAAGGCCCAGUCUGCUCCUGACAAGGACAAGUGGCUGCCUUUCUUCCCUAAGACCAAGAAGAGCAGCAAUUCCAAGAAAGAAAAGGAUGCCUUGGAGGACAAGAAGCGAAAUCCCAUCCUCAAAUACAUUGGGAAGCCCAAAAGCUCUUCUCAGAGCACAUUUCAUAUUCCCUUGUCCCCUGUGGAAGUCAAGCCAGGCAAUGUGAGGAACAUCAUUCAGCACUUUGAGAACAGCCAGCAGUACGAUGCCCCAGAACCGGGGACACAGCGACUCUCAACAGGAAGCUUUCCAGAGGACCUGCUGGAGAGUGACAGUUCACGCUCAGAGAUUCGCCUAGGCCGCUCGGAGAGCCUUAAGGGCCGGGAAGAGAUGAAACGGUCUCGGAAAGCAGAGAAUGUGCCCCGCUCUCGAAGUGAUGUUGACAUGGAUGCAGCUGCUGAAGCCACUCGCCUCCACCAGUCAGCCUCGUCUUCUGCCUCCAGCCUCUCCACCAGGUCUCUUGAGAACCCAACCCCUCCCUUUACCCCCAAAAUGGGCCGCAGGAGCAUCGAGUCCCCCAGCCUGGGCUUCUGCACAGAUGCCCUCCUUCCCCACCUUUUAGAGGAUGAUCUGGGCCAAUUGUCUGACCUGGAGCCAGAGCCAGAUGCUCAGAACUGGCAGCAUACAGUGGGCAAGGACGUGGUAGCUGGGCUGACCCAGAGGGAGAUCGACCGACAGGAGGUCAUCAAUGAACUGUUUGUGACUGAAGCUUCUCACCUGCGCACACUCCGGGUCCUGGACCUCAUCUUCUACCAGAGAAUGAAGAAGGAGAAUCUGAUGCCCCGGGAAGAGCUGGCCCGGCUCUUCCCUAACCUGCCUGAACUCAUAGAGAUCCACAAUUCCCUGUGUGAAGCCAUGAAGAAGCUUCGGGAUGAGGGCCCCAUCAUCAAAGAGAUCGGUGACCUCAUGCUAGCUCGGUUUGAUGGUCCUGCCCAAGAGGAACUCCAGCAAGUGGCUGCACAGUUCUGUUCCUAUCAGUCAAUAGCUCUAGAGUUGAUCAAAACCAAACAGCGCAAAGAGAGCCGAUUCCAGCUCUUCAUGCAGGAAGCUGAGAGCCACCCUCAGUGCCGGAGGCUGCAGCUCAGAGACCUCAUCAUCUCCGAGAUGCAGCGACUCACCAAGUACCCACUGCUGCUGGAAAACAUCAUCAAGCACACAGAGGGUGGCACACCUGAGUAUGAGAAGCUCUGCCGGGCUCGAGACCAUUGCCGGGAGAUUCUCAAGUUCGUGAAUGAAGCGGUGAAGCAGACAGAGAACCGGCACCGGUUAGAGGGCUACCAAAAACGCCUGGAUGCCACCGCCUUGGAGAGGGCCAGCAACCCUCUGGCAGCAGAGUUCAAGAGCCUGGAUCUUACAACCAGGAAGAUGAUCCAUGAGGGGCCCCUGACCUGGAGGAUUAGCAAGGAUAAGACUUUGGACCUCCAUGUGCUGCUGCUGGAGGACCUACUGGUGCUGCUGCAGAGACAGGACGAGAGGCUGCUACUUAAGUGCCACAGCAAGACAGCCGUGGGCUCCUCAGACAGCAAGCAGACCUUCAGCCCCGUGCUCAAGCUCAACGCUGUGCUCAUUCGCUCAGUGGCCACAGAUAAACGGGCCUUCUUCAUCAUCUGCACCUCCGAACUGGGCCCUCCUCAGAUCUAUGAGCUGGUCGCGUUGACGUCAUCAGACAAGAACACAUGGAUGGAGCUCUUAGAAGAGGCCGUGCGGAACGCCACCAGGCACCCUGGAGCUGCCCCAACACCCACCCAUCCCCCACCCCGGGGCCCUCAGGAGCCAGCGGCCCCCUGCAGGGUAGUACUGGAUGAUUCAGAAGUGUUCCAUAGCGAGCCAGAACCCGAGGAGCUCCCUGGAGGCACUGGAUCCCAUCAGAGAGUCCAGGGGAAGCAGCCCAGGCCACCAGAGGAUCCCGAGCAGGAGAGCAGUACAGAGGAAGAGGAGCCGGGUGCCAUGCCUCACCUUCCUGCAUCCCUGGAUGGAAGGAAAAGGGACCCCAUCCAGCUGUCCCUCCCAGGCCCUCUGUUCAUAGAAGGGCUCGCUGAUUCAGCCUUGGAAGAUGUGGAGAACCUGCGGCGCCUGAUCCUGUGGAGUCUGCUGCCAGGACACACUGUGGACACUCCAGCUGUUGGGGAGCCCGAAGAUGACCUGACGCCUACCCCUUCUGUCAUCAGCAUCACCUCUCACCCCUGGGACCCAGGCUCCCCAGGACAGGCUCCUGCUGGGGAUGAUGGAGACAAUACCCAGCUUCCGGGGCAGGAAGGGGCCCAGGCAGAGCAAAAAGACACAGCGCUCUGUUCUCUGGCACACCUGCCCCCAAGGACCAGAAACUUUGGCAUCUGGGAGUCUCCUGAGCUGGAUAGGAGUCCACCUGAAGAGGCUCCAGGCACAGAGGCAGCAGGAAGUUACAAAGUUGUAAGAAAAGCUGAGGUGGCAGGCAGCAAGGUUGUCCCUGCACUACCAGAGAGUGGCCAGUCCAAGCCUGAGCCACCUGAAGUGGAAGGCGCAUCACAGGCUACGGGGAACUGUUUUUAUGUCAGCAUGCCAGCAGGACCCCUGGACUCCAGCACUGACUCUUCCGGGGCGCCCACAAGCCCCUCCCAGCCUGAUCGCCACCCUGGCCUGCAGACACAGCCUCAGCCCCAGCUGCAGGGAAGCAGUGGAGACCAAAGACGCUCUAGCCGCUCUCCCCCUAGCCUGGCCCUCAGGGACGUGGGCAGGAUCUUCCGCACCAUUGAGCAGCUCACCCACAAGCUCAACAGGCUCAAGGACAUGGAACUGGCCCACAGAGAGCUACUGAAGUCCCUUGGAGGAGAGUCAUCUGGUGGCACCACACCUGUGGGCAGUUUCCACACAGAGGCAGCCAGGUGGACAGACAGCUCCCUCUCACCUCCAGCCAAGGAAGCCCUGGCCUCCGACUCCCAGAACAGCCAUGAACCAGGGUCCUGCCCUGAGGACGGCUUUGACGCCCCGCUGGACGAUAGCGCCACAGACACAUCACCUGGACUGUAGCCCUCCAGCCUCCUGUGGAAAAGGCCAUCGAGGAACCGGAUCAGCCGAGGCCUGGGGGGCUGCAUGUUGCUUGGUCUGCUCAGAACGGACUCAAGUUCCAGUGUCUUUUCCCUCCCUUUAGCCCACCCCUCCGAGGCCUUUGUCUCCUGAGCAUGCUGACCGCUUCUGAAAGACCCCCGCUCAGAGUACGGGCGAGAGGAGGGGAGGAGGCUGCUGUAUGAAUGCACUUUCUCCCUCCCCUCUCCACAGGCCCCCCCAGUGAGCAGGGCGCCUACCCCUCCUCUUUGUCACUUUGGUUUCUUAUAAAUAUGUAUGUAUUGUAUGUGCAUCUUUGCUGUUGUAAAUAA